ACAAAGAUGGCAGAGCAGACCAAGGGGCGAGUUCACCAAGAGAUUCUGUGAAUAACAUUCAGCUAAAAGGCUUUCUGACGGAUCCGUUGCGUGUCGGAGCGGUUCGGUCAGGUUCGGGAGGAGGACCUGGAGGCAGACUGCCCACCCGGCUCGAGAGUGAGACGCUGCGAGCGUGCUGUCACAGCAGAUAACGGCGUCGACAGCUCGCGAGCUCCAACAACAGACGGUUGGUUGUUUUGUUGAAACAGGAGAGAGGGUUUGAGUGUUAUGAAAAGCGUACCUCUGACCAUAGCCAACCAACACAAUAAACUUUUACAGACACUCCUUUAAACUGUAAAGAAAUAUCAUGUCAAUACAGAUCAUAUAUUGUUACAUCCCAACGGCUGUGUAGUGUUUUAGUGUUUCUUUUUUUUUCUUUACUUAAUCGAAACCUAUUAUUACGACAUAGUUUACUCACAGUUAGUUAGCAUAUUCGUUGCUUGGUUAAUUCCUUUAUUGUCCGGCAGUAGCGUUGCAAGCUCGAGCGGUUCUGACAGCUAGUAUAUCUUGCGCGUGUGCUCCGAACAUUCUCGAGACACACGCUCGUUUAAGUGAACAGUAACACGGAUGUCCUCAAUGGAGGAACGGGGAGAGAUGGGGGUCGCGGCCGCUCCGAGUUCCUCCUCGGCUAGUCUAGGUGUCGGGCCUGUUGGGGGCGCCAUGGAAGCCGGUCAGGCGAGUGCGGGGCUGGCUGGUAUCCAGGAGGAGACCGUUGCGCGGAGGGAUGUUACCGGUACCGAAGCCGAUCCCGACGCACCGCCCAAGAAACGAGUGAGACUGCAGGAAGGUGAGGCGGGGAAGCUAGAGGAACGGCUGUACUCUGUGCUCUGCUGCACAGUUUGUUUGGACCUGCCAAAAGCCUCCGUGUAUCAGUGCACUAACGGACACCUGAUGUGUGCGGGCUGUUUUAUCCACUUGCUGGCGGACGCUCGUCUGAAGGAGGAGCAGGCCACGUGUCCCAACUGUCGCUGCGAGAUCAGUAAGAGUCUGUGCUGUAGGAACCUGGCCGUGGAGAAGGCCGUGAGCGAGCUCCCCUCCGACUGCAGCUACUGCCUCCAGCAGUUCCCCCGCUCCAGCCUGGACCGACACCAAACAGAGGAAUGCCAGGACAGAGUGACACAGUGCAAGUACAAACGGAUCGGCUGCCCGUGGCAGGGGCCGUUCCACGAACUGAGCGCCCACGAGACGGAGUGCAGUCACCCGUCUAAGACUGGCAUGGAGCUGAUGGGUAUACUGGAUGAGAUGGAUCAGAGUCACCGCAGAGAGCUGCAGCUCUAUAACAGCAUAUUCAGCCUGCUCUCCUUCGAGAAGAUUGGCUUCACAGAGGUUCAGUUCCGGCCGUACCGCACGGACGACUUCAUCACGCGGCUGUACUACGAGACGCCGCGUUUCACCGUGCUCAACCAGACCUGGGUCCUGAAGGCCCGCGUCAACGACUCCGAGAGAAACCCCAACCUGUCCUGCAAGCGCACCCUCUCCUUCCAGCUCAUCCUGAAGAGCAAAGUGAACUCAGCUCUGGAAUGUUCCUUCCUCCUGCUGAAGGGGCCGUACGAUGACGUGAAGAUCAAGCCGGUCAUCCAACAUCACGUCUUCUCCAACGACGCCAACGAGACGGAGUACGUGGCCCUGCCCAUCAGUGACAGUGUGGAGUGUAACAAGCUACUGGCCGCCAAAAACAUCAACCUCCGCCUUUUCAUCUUCCAGAUCCAGAAAUAGAGAGGGAGAGGGAGAGAGAGAGAGAGAUAAGGGGAGAAGGAGAGAAGGAGAGAUAGCCGGGGAGGAGCCAAGAGAGGGGAAAGGGAGUGAUUAAAAUGUUGUUUAACAUGAAACCAGAAGAGGGGAGCAUUACUGAACCACAGAUACCUCUUAGGGAGAGCAAGAAUGAGAGGGAGGGAGAGAGAGAG
Chanos chanos (milkfish) is the source of this 1943-nucleotide messenger RNA. RefSeq names its product zinc finger TRAF-type containing 1 (gene zftraf1). The transcript has 4 exons. Lineage: Eukaryota; Metazoa; Chordata; Actinopteri; Gonorynchiformes; Chanidae. The record is from RefSeq and is a predicted model, not a curated record. Gene Ontology annotation, cellular component: nucleus. The coding region runs from base 607 to 1755 and encodes 382 amino acids.